Messenger RNA from Miscanthus lutarioriparius, 420 nucleotides. The record is from the annotation of a GenBank genome assembly. Lineage: Eukaryota; Viridiplantae; Streptophyta; Magnoliopsida; Poales; Poaceae.
AUGGCUGCCGCGUGUCGUUUUAAGAAAUGGAACGUCACCGAAAUCUCCGUAGCACCAGGUGGUCACACGUUCGUGGAGAUUUGCUCCAACCACCUUAAGCUAAGGGAUUUCCUCCCCAUGACACGUUUACAGCACGCGACGUCUGGAACUACCCGCCUCGGCGGCUUCGCCACGAUAACCGCAGGCUGCUCCGUGGUCGACCCCUGGGCCGCCGUCAUCUGCGGGUUCGUGUCGGCGUCGGUGCUCAUCGGGCUCAACGCGUUGGCCGCGAGGCUCCGGUUUGAUGACCCGCUAGAGCCUGGAGGCCGCGCAGCUACACGGCGGUGCGGUGUGUGGGGAGUCCUCUUCACGGGGCUGUUCGCCAGCGGGGAUGAAGGCUGGCUGCAGCGACGCUCCGUGCAGACCCCAAUCAUAUGUUGA